ACAGACGACGACCGGCUGUGGCGUUAUGCGCGUGCAGCUCUGCACUGAACCGCGCGGCAGGUGCACGAGGACGCGUAAAAGCCAGCGUGCGCGCGCACUGGACGCACAUACAGAUAAUGCUUGCUCUUAGUGUGUGAACUCUGCUAUAACUCAGAUUCAGUGCGAGACUCGAACACGUCCAGUGUUCUGGAAUAACGUUUUUAUUUCUCCACGUGGAUCGUGUCUGUGUGUGUGUGUGUUUGUGUGUGUGAGGGGGAGGGACCACAGAAGAACGAGAAAACAGAAAAAAGAUUCAACCAUGCCGCCUGGAUUUCAUCAGCUUGGAGGAGAGAGAAUAACUGGAACACUUGCACUGUCAGUGUUCACUGCAGUUUUGGGCUCGCUUCAGUUUGGAUACAAUAUUGGAGUCAUCAAUGCUCCUCAGAAGAUUAUUGAGAAUGAGUAUAAUGCGACGUGGAUACACCGUUACUCAAAUUCCAUUCCAGAGUCCACACUCACGUCUCUCUGGUCCCUCUCAGUAGCCAUCUUUUCUAUCGGAGGCAUGCUCUCUUCUUUCUGCGUUGGAAUCAUCUCAGAGUGGCUCGGCAGGAGGAAAGCCAUGCUCAUCAAUAAUCUCCUGGCUUUCAUUGGUGGAGGCUUGAUGGCUCUGUCUAAACUCAGUAAAUCGUUUGAGAUGAUGAUUUUAGGACGCUUUACGAUUGGAGCAUACUGUGGGCUGGCAUCAGGACUGGUUCCCAUGUAUGUGGGUGAAAUAUCACCCACCAAUCUGAGAGGAGCUCUGGGCACACUACACCAGUUAGCCAUAGUCACUGGCAUUCUCAUUGCUCAGGUUUUAGGUCUGGAGACAUUGCUGGGCAGUGAGGAUUUAUGGCCUGUGUUAUUAGGCAUUACAGUGAUCCCUACAGUCCUACAGAUGGCAUUGUUGCCAUUCUGUCCAGAAAGUCCUCGCUUUCUUUACAUUGUCCGCUGCCAGGAGCACCAUGCCAAAAGUGGUCUGAGGCGUCUGACUGGACGGAUGGAGGUGAGUGAUGACCUAGCAGAGAUGAAGGAGGAGAAGAGAAGGAUGGACAUGGAGAGAAAGGUGUCUAUUGUGGAGCUUUUCCGCUCACCGCUCUACAGGCAGCCCAUCAUCAUAUCCAUCCUGCUCCAGCUCUCCCAACAACUGUCAGGAAUCAAUGCUAUUUUCUACUACUCAACCAGCAUAUUCCAGAAGGCUGGAGUGGAGAGCCCAGUCUAUGCCACAAUAGGUGCUGGAGUUGUAAACUGUGCCUUCACUGUGGUCUCGCUUUUCUUGGUGGAGAGGAUGGGCCGGCGGACGCUACACAUGCUAGGACUGGCCGGAAUGUGCGUUUGUGCAGUAAUCAUGACAAUUGCCCUCAGCUUAUUGGAAAGCGUGCCAUGGAUGAGCUACAUUAGCAUGCUCUCCAUCUUUGGCUUUGUGGCCUUCUUUGAGGUGGGCCCAGGACCCAUUCCCUGGUUCUUCGUGGCUGAGCUGUUUUCUCAAGGGCCCAGACCUGCAGCCAUGGCUGUGGCAGGAUGUUCCAACUGGACAGCAAAUUUCAUAAUUGGCAUGGGCUUCCAGUAUGUUGCCAACCUCUGUGGUCCGUAUGUAUUCCUCAUCUUUGCGGCACUCCUUCUGUUUUUCUUGCUUUUCACCUUCUUUCGAGUUCCUGAAACUCGAGGAAAGACUUUUGACCAGAUUUCUGCCAGUUUCAGUCACCGUUCUAAUAGUAUACUGGACCGGGAUCUGAGCAUGGAGCUAGUAAAGCCCAGUACAGAGCUGGAGGACUUGGGAGCAGACAGCUCAGAGCAGUAAGAACCAGCAGGUGAAGAGUCUGAUCUAGGGAUACAUACCAGAACAGACACCUUACCCUCUGAUUAUGUUUGACGAGAGCUGAAUGUAUAUGAACGAAGGGAGAAAGACUAAAACAAUGCUGCUGAUUGUUACAAUGUUUGAUAAGAGUGUUUCAGAGAGACUCGGAUUACUGCACUUUAUCUGCACAACAAUGGUUGCCAGUUAUAUUUGUAUAUUUUUAUUUACACUGACACAGUCCGCUAUUUUCCUUAAUACUGACAUAUUCAAGAAUUUCUAAGAUCUUCAAAGGAAUAUAUAACCUUUUUUUUUUAUUCUACCACAAGUAUUACCUUGUCUUCGAGAAACAGAUCAAGGUUAAAAUAAAUCAGAAAACCAUGCAGAUGAAUUUUGUAAUUGUUUUUGGGCAGUCCCAUCAGAGGCUUUACUCCAACUUGUGCUUUAAGUAGAUUUUAAAUAUAAUACUUCUGUAUUUGAGGUGAGAAAAAUUAAUCGUUUAAAGAUUUAGACCAGAAAAAAAGUACAGUAGGGCUUAAUAUGUAGUGAUUUGACUUUUAAAAAAAUGGUAAGAGUAUUAAAUGGUUAAAAUGUUUUGUUUGCUACAGUAAUUGAUUUUAUGUGAGUUGAUAACGGACAAGAUUUUUAUUUUGAAAUGGAAAAAAACAAAGGACCUAUUAUUUUAGUAAUUGAAACCAUGUUUAGUAUAUAUGGCAAGUAUAACAUAUAUAUAAAAUGUCAUACUUGGUAAGUUAUGAGUAGUUUGACAAUAGUGAUCUGUGUGUGUCGUUUGUCAUGUUUGCAAUAAAAAAGACGACAAUGAGGUGUUGCAUGCACCUUUGAUCUAAUUAACGGUUCAUUAAUUUAUUUAUAUUGUUUUAUUGAAACUGCCCAUUGAAAGACAUUAAACACUAAUUUUGCCCUUA
Molecule: messenger RNA, 2736 nt
Organism: Clarias gariepinus (North African catfish)
Lineage: Eukaryota; Metazoa; Chordata; Actinopteri; Siluriformes; Clariidae
Product: solute carrier family 2, facilitated glucose transporter member 4-like
Exons: 11
Coding region: 299-1816 (505 amino acids)
Biological process (GO): monosaccharide transmembrane transport
Cellular component (GO): membrane
Molecular function (GO): hexose transmembrane transporter activity
Source: RefSeq, a predicted model, not a curated record